AUGGAAGACGUUAACCUAAACCAGGACAUUAACCUAAGCCAGACAGGAAACAGUCACUAUAGUAGUAAAAAAAAACACUUUAACCCUGAAGUUAGGGUUAAACAGGCCUAUGACAUCACUAAACAGGCCUAUGACAUCACUAAACUGACCUAUGACAUCACUAAACAGGCCCAUGACAUCACUAAACAGACCUGUGACAUUGCUAAACAGGCCCGUAACAUCACUAAACAGACCUGUGACAUCACUAAACAGGCCUAUGACAUCACUAAACAGACCUGUGACAUCACUAAACAGACCUGUAACAUCACUAAACAGGCCUAUGACAUCACUAAACAGACCUGUGACAUCACUAAAGAGACCUGUAACAUCACUAAACAGGCCUAUGACAUCACUAAACUGACCUAUGACAUCACUAAACAGGCCCAUGACAUCACUAAACAGACCUGUGACAUCACUAAACAGACCCAUGACAUCACUAAACAGGCCCGUGACAUCACUAAACUGACCUAUGACAUCACUAAACAGGCCCAUGACAUCACUAAACAGACCUGUGACAUCACUAAACAGACCCGUGACAUCACUAAACAGGCCUGUGACGUCACUAAACAGACCUAUGACAUCAGUAAACAGGCCCGUGACAUCACUAAACAGACCUGUGACAUCACUAAACAGACCCAUGACAUCACUAAACAGGCCCGUGACAUCACUAAACAGACCUGUGACAUUACUAAACAGGCCCAUGACAUCACUAAACAGACCCGUGACAUCACUAAACAGGCCUAUGACAUCAUUAAACAGACCUAUGACAUCACUAAACAGGCCCGUGACAUCACUAAGCAGAUCUGUGACAUCACUCCCUUUUUACCCAUUUCUUGUCAUAUUAACAGAUGUAAAUCAAGAUGGCUGCCUAACAUGGAACCAGGAGGAGAAGAACGUUUACAGAAGCACUUUACAAACGGAAUGGACCGGGUCAGACUGGUUAAGACUGCUCCAGACUGGUCCAGAUUGGGUCAGACUAGUCCAGACUGGGUCAGACUGGUCCAGACUAGGUCAGACUGGUCCACACUAGGUCAGACUGGGUCAGACUGGUCCAGACUAGGUCAGGCUGGGUCAGACUUGUCCAGACUAGGUCAGACUGGUCCAAACUGGUCUCAGUGUAGGAACGUAAAGGGAACAGGUCACAUUUGAACCAGUUUGAUUUAAACUGGUUCAUCUUAUUUUAAUCUCAGAUGUGGGUCAGUCUGGAUCUGGUGUUAAAGGGACUUUUCACUUUUGUUGCCAUGGUAACGGGCAGGUAAACCCUGCCCACUGGAUGUGGUUACUGUACAAAUGUAAAUAAAAGAAACAUUUGUUGUUUAAAAAAACUGAUGAACUGGUCCUUUAAACAAUGACUCUGUUGCCAUGGAAACCAGUCCAGGAGGGCCUCCCAGUGUUCUGCUGUCGGUUGUUGGCAGUGUUUUAACGCAGACCAAUAAGAAUUUAGUGUCAACUCACCUGUUGUGUAAUUGGAUGAACUGAAUAAACCUCUGUAAUCGUUGAAGCA
This is a messenger RNA of Sphaeramia orbicularis (orbiculate cardinalfish), 1543 nucleotides long. RefSeq lists its product as uncharacterized. The record is from RefSeq and is a predicted model, not a curated record. The transcript is spliced from 3 exons. Bases 1 to 1188 code for a protein of 395 amino acids. Lineage: Eukaryota; Metazoa; Chordata; Actinopteri; Kurtiformes; Apogonidae.